Elaeis guineensis (African oil palm) is the source of this 1694-nucleotide messenger RNA. The record is from RefSeq and is a predicted model, not a curated record. Lineage: Eukaryota; Viridiplantae; Streptophyta; Magnoliopsida; Arecales; Arecaceae.
CCGUAAACGCCCGUCAGGCGGUAAUCUAACCUCCACAGGAAACGGGUUGGCAACGUUUGUCUCGAGCGCACAACCGGCCACGACCAAGCGACUGCAGUUUGACGCCUACGACCGGCCAUCAGUUGACGGCGUUAGAGCAGGGGAGCUAUAAAUUCGCGACACGGCCACAGGGACCGUCGCCCUUUCGGAGCGCAGGCGGAGCGAGGAGGCGGAGGAAGAGGAGGAGGGUUCUUGGAAUCGCGUGAUCGCUCGGAGGAACCAGAGAUCUCUGUCGGAUUGGAGAUUCGAAGAGCUGUAAGGACUCCGUGGCGAUUUCUUCUGUUACUAUCCUUGUCUUUGAGUUCUUGAUCUGUUUGAUUUUAUUAAUAACGCAAUGCACGAGCGACUCGAUGGACAAAAAGGUGGUUUCCAUUUGUUUUUGAUGAAUCGAUCGGUGGAAGAUUGGGAUCUGGUGCUUCUUGUUGUUGAUGUCACAGGCAAAUUAGUGCAAUGGAUGAGGCUAUAAAUGGCGUUCAGGAUUCUCACAACGGGCGAGAAGUACCUAGUGUUGAAAACUUGAAUUCGGAUAAUGACACACCCGAUAAGAAACACAUGAACCAUGAAGCUCAGAAGUCAACAAAUCAUAAGAAGCAAGUACGUCUUAACUACACUGUUCCUCAGCCAUUUCAACUCGCAACUGAAAAGCGUGCUGCCAGUGGAUGCCGUGAGUUUGCUGCUGAUGCUGCUGGUGAUGGAGAUAAAGCUGCUAAGGGAAACUCACCUCUCAAGUCCAGGAAGCCUUUGCAUUCUGAUAAUACAGUACACACAGAUGAAGAGGAUUCUAGCUCUGUGGCUUCUUCAACUGCAGCAUCUGUGAGAACUUCGAAAGCUAGGACAACGGUUCCGAUUGCCCCUGUUUUCAAAUGCAGUGAGCGUGCAGAGAAACGGAAAGAGUUUUACUCUAAAUUAGAAGAGAAGCACCAGGCUUUGGAGGCAGAGAGACUGCAAUGCGAAGCUAGGACAAGGGAAGAGGAAGAGGCAGCUGUAAAGCAACUAAGGAAGAACCUGAUUUUCAGAGCAAACCCAAUACCAACCUUCUACCACGAGGGUCCUCCUCCUAAAGUGGAACUUAAGAAGGUGCCUCCAACUCGUGCAAAAUCACCCAAGCUUGGUCGAAGGAAGAGUUGCGGGGAUGCAGUCGAUCCAUCCCAAGUAGAUAACAACAGUGGAGUAUGCGAUCGGUUGCAACGUCACAGUCUGGGCAAUUAUAAAGAAGCUACCAACAAAUUACAGAGUAGUCCGAGAGCCGGAAAUGCAACUAGAGGGAAACAGGGGCCAAAAUCUAUGAAGGAUAGUUCCAAGCCUCUUGCUGAGAAGGUCACAGAGCAGACAGCCACCGACGUCACUGUGGAGACCUGAUUCAUGAGUUUAUUUUUUUCAUGUUCUUUAAAUUAUAAUUUUUAUCUUACAACACGAAUGACCUUUACUUUAUCCAGGGCAUCCACGUGUUUGUCAAAAGUUCUCCUUCCAAUGUGAGAAAUUCGGGACUGAGACUUUACAAUGUAUCAUGUUGUAAAUUUUGUAAGUUAUAAAGUGUGAUGUAACAACUGAUUCUGCAAUCAUGUAAAAACUGGAGUGACUCUUCUUUUGAAGUUUGGCGGAGUCACUAAGCUUUAUGUGAUAUUUUAAUGCAUGAAUUCUGGCAAAUUGCUCCA